AUGGGGGACAGAAUUCCCCCUCUUACGAAUACAACCACCACCACCGUUGGCUCUUUCCUCGUGGCUGCCCUUUCUUUUGAACCCCGUCUUGUCCCAGUUCCUACUCCCCCAUUCGCACCUUCUGAUUUUCUGUCUCAACGAGCAGGAACAGAAGUCAAAAGAAUCCGACGAAACAGGGUGUCACAUCCUCGCGCAUUCCUGCACCCUCAUACCUCCAACGAAACUGCGAAGAUUUAUGAUUUGACGCCGACGACUCUGACGCUGUGA
Sporothrix schenckii 1099-18 is the source of this 267-nucleotide messenger RNA. RefSeq lists its product as uncharacterized. The record is from RefSeq and is a predicted model, not a curated record. The transcript has a single exon. The coding region runs from base 1 to 267 and encodes 88 amino acids. NCBI's taxonomy places the organism in Eukaryota, Fungi, Ascomycota, Sordariomycetes, Ophiostomatales, Ophiostomataceae.